Molecule: messenger RNA, 1380 nt
Organism: Insectozyma verbasci
Lineage: Eukaryota; Fungi; Ascomycota; Pichiomycetes; Serinales; Debaryomycetaceae
Source: the annotation of a GenBank genome assembly
AUGCCGAAGAGAAAAUCAUCGACAACGUCCAAAACUGAAGAACCUCCAACUCCUGGUUCAUUGAAAUUUCAACCUAAAAGUAAAGUUUGGGCUAAAUUAUCAUCAUAUUCACCAUGGCCUGCUUUUGUAAUACCACCAGAGUCAUAUACAAAAUCAAUGAAGGAUGAAAAAAAAAGAUACCCAAAACAUCCAUAUUGUGUUGGAUUUAUUCCAAAGUAUGAUUUUGCUUGGACGAAAGAGAGUGCAUUAAGAGAAAUGACUAAAGAAGAAUUAGAUAAAAAAGCAAAAGAUAUUCCUGACGAACAAAAUAUAACACUAGAUCAAUAUUAUAGUAGACCAGCACCUCGUAAAGAUGCAAAAUUGAAAGAAGCAAUAUGUAUAUCAAGAAAUUUGGAGUUUGAAGAAUUUGUGGAAUAUGUAGAAAAAAAUGUCCCAAGUAAAAAUGAUGAAGAAGAUGAUGUAGAAGAAGAAGACGAUGUUGAAGUAGAAAUUGAAGAGUCACAACCUAAAAAGAAACAAAGAAAAUAUACCAAACCUGAUACAAAAGUGAAACAAGAUGAAAAUCAAGAUGUAGUAGAAGAAGAAGCUGAAUAUGGAGAUAACGAAGAUGAAGGAGAAAAAUUAAAACCACCACCAAGAAGAUUAUCACGCAAUGGAGGUAAAUUAUCGACAAAUGAAACUGGAACAAAAGGAAAAGAAAGUGAUUCAUCGACAACAGCAGCAGGUAGAAAAAAAUCAGUUUCCAAAAAAUCAAAACAAGAAAGUAGUGACGAAGAUUCAGCAACUGCAGUUGCAGCAGCUGCAGCAGCAAUAUCAAAUAAAUCAACAACAAAAGAACCGGUUAGUGCAGAAGAAAGACAACAACAAUUAUGGUUAUGUCGAAUUAAAUUACAAAAGUCAUUAAUUCAAAGAGGUCAAAAUUCAACACCAAAAGAUUUAUCAAAUUUACCACCACCAACAAUUGAUGAAUUAAGUGUUGCAAGAUUAAUAUUAUAUAGAUUAGUGGAAUUUCCAAUAACUGUUGAAUUAUUAAGAAAAACAAAGAUACAUAAAGUCCUAAAAUUAAUUACGAAAGAUUCAAGUUUGGAAUUGAAAGAAAGUUUCAAAUUACAUGAAAGAUGUAAUGAAUUAUUAGAUAAAUGGACACCAUAUAUUGAAAAAUUGAAAUUGGAAAAAGAACAAUAUCUUGAAUCGGAAAAGAGUGAGAUAAAACAAGAAGAAGGUGAUAAUAACAAUAAUAAUAAUGAAGAUAAAAAUGGAAAAGAUUAUUUAAAUGUAAAUAAUAACAAUGAUGAUUCAGAAGUAUCAGGUUUAGAUCAAAGUAUAUCGGGAAUUGAAGAUAAGAAUAUUAAAGAAGAUAAAGAAGUUAACUGGCAUUAG